AUGGAAGUAGCGCCAGAUAUCAACCAAGGUCAAUCACAAGAGGAAGAGGAGGAACCAAUUCCAGAAGCCGCGCCAUCUCCUCCACGUCCCGACGACAACGACGACCACUGGGAAGAGGCGAUCCGGGUAGCCGGAAGCAUGGUGCAAUCCACGUACGAACGUGACCAACGGCCAGCCGAAUUCAAGUGCCGCCUCGACCGAUCCAGAACCUCCAACCGGAACACCCCGUACAGUACGCACCGUCCCAAGUCGGCACAAAUUUCACAGUUCCUCAACGCAGCCAUGGUCAACAACACGGAACUGCUCCAGCAGAUGAUCGACCGGGGGUUCAACCCGGAUCUACGCGAGCCCACGUUCAACCGGUCCGCCCUGCACAUUGCCUGCAGCCGAGGAUUCACCGACACCGUCCGACUCCUGCUGGAAAACGGUGCCAAUCCGAACAUUCGCGAUCUCAACCAAAACACCCCGCUACAUUUGGCCGCCUGCACGGAACACAUGGCCAUAAUCGACCUGCUGCUCAAAUACGGCACCAACGUUACCCUCAAGGACGCUAGCGGCCUAAUCGCGCUGGAGAUUGCCAUCGGGAAGCUUCGCCUCUCGGACCGAAUCAUCUCCAAGAUGCAAAAGCUAACCAAAAGCGACAUCCACACCCACCGGAACAAUGUGGUGAAGGUUUGCGAGAUGAUCUUCAACGCGUUCAAGCAGCAGGUCAGCGGCGGAAGUCUCCUGUACGUGGAUCCGAGUCCGGCCGGGCACGAACAUCAGCGCCACCUGGAGGAACUGUUGGCCGAGCUGAGCGAGCAGCUGCGGAGGGUUCGGGACCGCACCAUCGACUUUGAUUCCAUCGUGGACCGGGUGGAGAAUUUGGGCAUUCGGGGUGAAAUCGACAGCGACGUGGACCAGCUGCUGUCGACGCUGCAGAAAUUGGCCGUUUGA
This is a messenger RNA of Culex quinquefasciatus (southern house mosquito), 936 nucleotides long. RefSeq names its product ankyrin repeat domain-containing protein 54. The transcript has a single exon. The record is from RefSeq and is a predicted model, not a curated record. NCBI's taxonomy places the organism in Eukaryota, Metazoa, Arthropoda, Insecta, Diptera, Culicidae. Bases 1 to 936 code for a protein of 311 amino acids. Gene Ontology annotation, molecular function: protein binding.